Molecule: messenger RNA, 522 nt
Organism: Fomitopsis serialis
Lineage: Eukaryota; Fungi; Basidiomycota; Agaricomycetes; Polyporales; Fomitopsidaceae
Exons: 1
Coding region: 1-522 (173 amino acids)
Source: RefSeq, a predicted model, not a curated record
AUGGAUGGCGACCGCUCGCCGCCCUCCGUCCUCGACACUUUUCCUACCGCCCUCACGCCGUCUCCGACCGUCAACUCGCUCCCGAGUCCUGGCUUCUACCUGGCGUCUCUUCUCACUCUGUUCGUCGUCCCGUCGCAGUCUCACGUCCCCGCGCCCUGCCCGCCAGCAGCCACGAUGCGCCAGUCACUCGCCCGCCCGCCUGCUGCCUGUCCAGUCGUGCGUCUGUCUACGCAUCUACUCAUCCACAACUUGCUCAUUGCCCACUCACUCAUCGCAGUAUCACUCCACUUACUCCCUGGCUUGCCCGUCCAAUCUCCGGCCUACUCAUGCACUGGCCUGUCCACCUACCCACGUAUUGGCAUGCCCGCCUACAUGCUUGCCUACCCUACCUGCCCGCGUAUUGACCUGACCACGCGCCCACAUAUCCGCUACCGCCCGCGCGCCCGCAUACUCAUCUUUGCGUCCCUCAUAGUACAUAACCCGGCGCUCAUUAACUUUACUCAUGGACCAUGGUUUGCAUGA